AUAUUUGAUUAUUGGCCGCGACAUGGCCAUGAUGGAUGCUUGAAUGACAUAUGAAGACGUCGUCACGGUCGAGACUCCAAGUGCCAGGCGAGAGAGGGUGACGUUUUGAAAAGCUGCGAUAAUGGAGGAGUACGAUACGCCAAGAAUUCUCUCCAUCCAAAGUCACGUUGUCGCGGGCUACGUUGGUAACAAGAGUGCCACAUUUCCCUUGCAGCUUCUAGGAUUCGAAGUCGAUGCCAUAAAUUCGGUUCAAUUAUCCAAUCAUACAGGCUACAAAGUUAUAAAGGGUCAAGUGUUGAACAGCGAAGAUUUAGUGGAUUUGAUGGAUGGCCUGAUCGAGAAUAACAUAGACCAUUAUACUCAUUUACUUACAGGCUAUGUUGGCUCUGCUUCGUUCCUAAGACAAAUAGCUCAAGUAGUUCAGAAAUUAAAAAGCAAAAACCCAAAACUUUUAUAUGUUUGCGAUCCUGUUAUGGGUGAUAAUGGUAAAAUGUACGUUCCCGAAGAACUGAAAGAAAUUUAUAAAAAUGAGAUUAUUCCACUCGCCGAUAUUAUAACACCAAAUCAUUUCGAAUUAGAGCUUUUACUGAAUAGGAAAAUUCAUACCUUAAGUGAAAUAAAAGAUAGCUUACAAGAGUUGCAUAAAUUGGGUAUUAGAACAAUCGCUGUUUCGUCAACCUAUCUAGAUGGAAAAUUGAUAUCCAUUGUCAGUUCAACUACAGACGAAGUUAUUAAAAUUGAGAUACCGCAAAUAUCAGCAAUUUAUACAGGCUCGGGUGACUUAUACGCUGCCUUAUUCCUAGCUCAUAGUUAUUUACAAAAUAAUUUGAAAUUAGCCCUUGAAAAUACCAUAAAUUCGCUUCACGACGUUCUUCUCAAGACUUACGAAUAUUCUCUAGAUAUUAAAAAUAGGAAUAUGCAGGACGUGAGGAAAAUUGAACUACGCUUGAUUCAAAGUAAAAGAUUUAUUGAAAAUCCCUCUAAUAAAUUACAAGCUGAAAUAAUUUAGAUACAGAUUUACAUAAUAAUAUUGGAAAGUAUAAAAAAGGAAAAGAAAAAAAUUUCUACUAAAUUAUAGAUGGCUAUCCUGCAGGAUUGGAAAAUGUUACCAGGCGAUAUCGAAUCUAUAUA
Molecule: messenger RNA, 1131 nt
Organism: Ceratosolen solmsi marchali
Lineage: Eukaryota; Metazoa; Arthropoda; Insecta; Hymenoptera; Agaonidae
Gene: Pdxk
Product: pyridoxal kinase
Exons: 7
Coding region: 122-1009 (295 amino acids)
Biological process (GO): pyridoxal 5'-phosphate salvage
Cellular component (GO): cytosol
Molecular function (GO): pyridoxal kinase activity
Source: RefSeq, a predicted model, not a curated record